Messenger RNA from Lactuca virosa, 374 nucleotides. The record is from the annotation of a GenBank genome assembly. NCBI's taxonomy places the organism in Eukaryota, Viridiplantae, Streptophyta, Magnoliopsida, Asterales, Asteraceae.
UUAUAUGAUGAUGAUAUUUAUUGUUUUAUUAAUGAGGCUUCGUCGGUAAGGUAAGGAAGCAACACAGCUGCAAACGUAGGAGCCAUAUGUGUCUCAUCCUCGCACCGCCUGGCUCAGAAUCUACAAGGAAAGGCAGUGAUGUUUCCGUUUGUUCCAUUGUCCUCAUUCGGGUGUGCAACGGAGGUGGUGAGGCCGAUGGCAAAUGUGACGAAGUUGGUUGGAUCGUUCAACCGACCACAACGACUGUCAUAGAAGACCAUGUUUUUGGGUGUAUCUGGAAAGGCAGAAAGAAGAAAAAGCCACAUGUUGAAGUCUAUAGUGGAAGUAGUGAAUUGAAGACAGAAGCAGGCUAUGGAAUACCUCUUAAAGUCUGA